Messenger RNA from Magnolia sinica, 1420 nucleotides. RefSeq names its product AP2-like ethylene-responsive transcription factor AIL5. The record is from RefSeq and is a predicted model, not a curated record. Lineage: Eukaryota; Viridiplantae; Streptophyta; Magnoliopsida; Magnoliales; Magnoliaceae. The transcript has 10 exons. Gene Ontology annotation, molecular function: DNA binding; DNA-binding transcription factor activity; protein binding. The coding region runs from base 140 to 1420 and encodes 426 amino acids. Gene Ontology annotation, biological process: regulation of DNA-templated transcription.
UCAUUUUUUAAAAUUUUCAGGUGGAUAUGAUAAGGAAGAGAAAGCGGCGAGAGCGUACGAUCUCGCGGCUCUCAAAUACUGGGGUGCGACCACCACCACCAAUUUUCCGGUUUCUAACUACGAGAAAGAGCUGGAAGAUAUGAAGAACAUGACUCGGCAGGAGUUUGUUGCAUCUCUCAGAAGGAAGAGUAGCGGAUUUUCUAGCGGCGCCUCUAUAUAUAGAGGAGUUACAAGACACCACCAGCACGGUCGAUGGCAGGCGCGGAUCGGGCGUGUUGCCGGCAACAAAGAUCUCUACUUAGGAACCUUCAGCACUCAAGAAGAAGCGGCAGAAGCAUACGACAUCGCAGCAAUCAAAUUCAGGGGCCUCAAUGCAGUGACCAACUUCGAUAUGAGCCGCUACGAUGUGAAGAGCAUCGUCAACAGCAACCUACCCAUCGGUGGAAUAACCACAAAAGCGAAAGCAUCGGAAUCCUCAUCGUCGGAUACCAAGAGUGUCGAAUCCAAGCUGAUUUUCGAUGAUUCCUUCGCGGCCCACUCAUCGAGCCUCAGCUUCGCUGUGCCCAUCAAACCUGACCCACAAGACUACUGGUCCCUGCUAGCAUUGCAUAAUCAAACCCAAAACAGUUCAAAGAACAACAACAACCUCUUCCAAUCAUCAGGCAAUUCAUCUGCCUUCCACAGCCUCUCAAACUUCAAUCUGGAUUUCUCCACAUCCACAGCCGUUGAUCACAGCAAUGGGGUUCUGAAUGGUGGCAUGAUCCAACAACAGACCCCAUCCACUAUCCCUUUUGCCACUCCCAUUAGUGUAACAAGCAGUUAUGAUAGUUCCAGUUAUGGUAGCUGGGCCACACCUUCUAUCCAUCCAUACCAAGCUGCAAAGCCCAAUCUAGCCGUUUAUCAUUCAUCUCCAAGAUUGCAAUUUAUUCAUGCCAUUGUUUUCCCCACCAAGAUCGAGCUAGAUGACAACUUGCUUCUUGUUGCUUCAAGUGAUGGAAAUGUUCAUAUAUGGAAAGAUUACACCUCAAAGGGUGAACAGAAGCUUGUUACAGCAUUCUCAUCGGUUCAGGGCCAUAGACCUAGUGUCCUUAGUGUGAAUGUUGUUGUCGACUGGCAGCAGCAGUCUGGAUAUUUGUAUGCUUCUGGGGAGAUAUCAUCAAUCAUGCUUUGGGAUCUAGAUAAAGAGCAGCUUGUUAGUUCCAUUUCUUCAUCGUCAGAAAGCAGCAUCUCAGCAUUGUCUGCUUCGCAAGUUCAUGGGGGUCAGUUUGCAGCUGGGUAUGCUGAUCUCUGGGCAGUUUGCAGCAUUCAAUUACAGGAUGGAAAGACGCCUCUGGACCUGAGCUUAUGCUUUGGGAGAGACUUUAAGUCUUAUGAGCUUGCGAAACUACUGAAGCUUGUACCGGCAGACAGAGAAGCUUGA